Messenger RNA from Coffea eugenioides, 1123 nucleotides. RefSeq names its product probable 2-oxoglutarate-dependent dioxygenase AOP1.2. Lineage: Eukaryota; Viridiplantae; Streptophyta; Magnoliopsida; Gentianales; Rubiaceae. The coding region runs from base 197 to 919 and encodes 240 amino acids. Gene Ontology annotation, molecular function: dioxygenase activity. The record is from RefSeq and is a predicted model, not a curated record. The transcript is spliced from 2 exons.
AGACCUAGCUCACUUGAAUUUACCUCUAUAAAUAUACUACGUAAUUGGAAAAGAACUUAGCAAGUUUGCCAUAUUAUUCUGAAUUGUUUAACCUCUUGGCUCUUCAAAUACCAGCAUUGGCUACCCCUUAUUGUUAAUUGAUCAGGCUAAAUUGAGCUACGGGAAGUGCGUAUAAGGAAAGAGGCUGCCUAAAACCAUGGAAUGCGCUUCAAAUAUCAGGCUUCCGGUCAUAAAUUUAACGGAGGAAAUCCUAAGAUCCGGAAAAGAUUCUUGGACUGAAGCGCGAAACAUUGUCACACGGGCAUUUGAAGAGUAUGGCUGUUUCAUAGCUGUUCAUGAUAAGUAUCCUUCAGAGGUUAGUGAUUCCAUGUUCUCUGAGCUGCAAGAUUUGUUUAACCUCCCGUUGGAGAUUAAAGUCCGAAACACUUCUCAAACUCCCCUCAUUGGUUAUGCUCGGCCAAGACCCAACGUGCACCUCUACGAAAGCCUGAGCAUUGAAGAUGCAACAAAUCUUGAAGCAGUCGAGAAGUUCGCAAAUCAGAUGUCGCCCUCCAAAAAUAACCAUUUCUGCGAACUGUUUCAUUGCUAUGCAAAUCAAGUAGCAGAAUUAGAUAAAAUGGUGAGCAAAUUUGUGUUUGAAAGCUAUGGUGUGGAGAAGUACCACGAAUCUCAUGUGGGAUCAGUGACUUAUACUGUUAGACUCAUAAGGUACAGGGUACCCGAACAGAAUGAGGUGAAUGUCGGCGUUGCUCCUCAUACUGACAAGAACUUCAUAACCAUACUUCAACAGAAUGAAGCUGAUGGUUUAGAAGUUCAGUUGAAGAAUGGAAGCUGGAUUCCUAUUGAUUUUCCUCCUUCCUCCGUAGUAGUCAUGGCUGGAGAUGUAUUCUCGGUGAGAUAUUUUCUUUUUUGUCAUUAAAUGUGCAAGCCUGGAUCAUAUUAAACUUGAUUAGUUACAACAUUGCAAUCCUCUAAAAAUCCAUGUUUUAAAAUUCCAUUUUCCUUUUCAAAUCAUUUCCCUUUGUCAUGAAUAUACCGGGACAAUUUUUAUGUGUUUUCACCUGGAACAAAAAUGAAAACAAAUAUGCAGAAGAAAGAUUAGACAAUAACAAUAUAUUAAUAC